This is a messenger RNA of Dichomitus squalens LYAD-421 SS1, 1093 nucleotides long. RefSeq lists its product as uncharacterized. The transcript is spliced from 5 exons. The record is from RefSeq and is a predicted model, not a curated record. Gene Ontology annotation, molecular function: ubiquitin protein ligase activity; metal ion binding. Lineage: Eukaryota; Fungi; Basidiomycota; Agaricomycetes; Polyporales; Polyporaceae. Gene Ontology annotation, biological process: protein ubiquitination. Bases 64 to 735 code for a protein of 223 amino acids.
GCGCCGCAGCUUCGAGCUUCAAAGGUUCCUUGCCAUCCACCACUGCGAACGCAGCACAACACAAUGGCUAGCGACACCUUACCCCGCAGGCGGAGCAUGACCGACGCCUUCCUGGUCUCGCGUAAUCCUGAAGUAGCUAACGUGGUCCGUGGUGAUCUCAUCAGCCUCCUCGAAGGAAUGCGGCAGCGCAAUGCGCACCUCGACGACUUUGCGAGAGGGCUCCCGAAACUCACUGAGAGCGACCUAUCAUCCCUCGGACAGUCCGACAGCACAUGUCCAAUAUGCCUAACACCGCUUCUAGCGAUCUUAGCAGAGGAGGAAACAGCGCUCGCCAUGGACUCGCCUGCGCACCCCAUCGAAGAACUGGGUGUCACGCGCCUUGUGAGGACAUGCGGACACCUCUUCUGCCGCAAAGACAUCCGCGGGUGGCUGUAUCAAGGCAAUGCGACCUGCCCCACAUGCCGCACGCCAUUCAUUGCGCCGCAGGCUGGAGACGAGCAGCGCGCACGCCAGGAGAGCGAACUGCCCGGUGCUGGCGAGGCCUCGUUCGAUGCGUACCUGAACAACGAGGUCACUCGGGCAUUCGAAGCCUUCUUCCCACUGCCAGGCGCGCCCACAUCCGCUGUUCCCCGCAGUGAUGGCCCGGCGUCGUCCGAAGAAGAUUUUGAGCAGCUAGAGGAGGCGCAGUUCGAGUACGACCACGAUCGGAGCGAGUUCUCCGGGAUGUACUCGUGAACUGCUUGCCGUGUUGUUCACUUGACCUUCAUUCCCAAUGCUAGCGGCUUCUUUGGACAGAUUAUACUCGUGGGUUCUAGGAAUGGGAUGGGACGGUGUGUAUGCCAUACAUGUAAAUCUACUAAAUUCUAUGAGUACUUCACGCAUGGGCCUAGGGUAUGUGAACGAGGUUGCCAAUGAGUUGUGAUUAGGAAGGUGGCAGCGCUGAGGGCAGCAGCCGAAGGUGCAUCCAGAAAACGAUCUCGUUGCCCAUGUCGAGCUUUACGGCGGAGGGGUCCCGGAUCGGUCCUCUACGCAGUGGUCGUGGGUACUGGUGGCAAAACAUAGUUGUCUUUCCAUUUGUUCCCUUUGUACAGUG